Messenger RNA from Trachemys scripta elegans, 11499 nucleotides. It is a transcript of the gene AJAP1, whose product is annotated as adherens junctions associated protein 1. The transcript has 6 exons. Gene Ontology annotation, cellular component: plasma membrane; cell-cell contact zone; cytoplasmic side of plasma membrane. Gene Ontology annotation, molecular function: beta-catenin binding. NCBI's taxonomy places the organism in Eukaryota, Metazoa, Chordata, Testudines, Emydidae. The record is from RefSeq and is a predicted model, not a curated record. The coding region runs from base 499 to 1710 and encodes 403 amino acids.
GGCUGGCUGGUGCCUGGCGGGGGAAGCGCGGGGCUCCGGCGCCUCGCAGAGCGACCUGACGGGAGCGGGACACCCCGGGCAGGAGAGCUCUGCCCCCGUCUCUCCGGCCCGCCCUCCCCCAUGUGGGGCUCCGGCUAGACACCGCCCCGGUCUCUGCUCCCCUCUGCUGCCCGCGGGCAGGAGCCCGGGGUGCGCAUCACCCGCGCGGGGCUCGCCAGCGAGUCCGCCUGCCCCGCUUUGUUUCCCUCCCAGCCGGCCCCGAGCCCCGCGCCGUGUGAAUCUCUGCAGCAGGGAUGUCUCGGUACCCAGCCGCUGCCACGCGCCCAGCCCGCUGACAUGGAGUACUCCGCUCUGUAGCCUACCUUGCAAGCCAGGCAAAGAGAGCGCAGGAAGAAGCCACCGCAAACCACCCUCUUUUUGAACCUGUUGUGUAACUGUGGGGCGGCACGAAUGGCUGGGGAGAUGAAGAUCUGAUCCUAAAAUAUUUGAAACGUGACAAUGUGGAUAAAACAGCUUUUAGCAAUCAGUUCGAUGUCUGUCCGCAGGUCAGGUUGCCCGGUAGGAAGCCAUGCUUGGAUAUUAAUAGCCAUGUUUCAACUAGCCAUGGAUUUCACCAUCUGUGAAUCUGUAGCCCAAGGCCAAGGGUUUAGGCUCCUGCAAAGGCCUUCUCACUGGCAUAGAUUGUCCCAUAGUCCUCUGUGGAGUUUUAAAAAUGGACAGCAACUGAGGAUUCCUGGCCCUUUUUGGAACCAUGUUUCUUCUCAUCCUGAACGAUCUCAUGGGCAAAUACAAACAUAUCAUUCAAAAAGGCCACACAAAGCCACAGACCAGUUAGCAGGCCUUCUUUAUAAAAGCAUGCAGUCCAAGCAUUCCACUACUGCAAAAUCAGCCCCUUCUGUUGUAGAUGGGAGCAGCAGGAGUACAGACCAGCAGACUCAUUUGAAAAGGGGGAAAAGGCACCUCCGAGGAAGCAAUUUUGAUCACAGAGACAGCAGGCCCACCACGGUGCCUGAAGUAAUUGUAUGGGGCCCAACAGGGGAAGAGGACUCCAUAGAAACCAGUACGUUCCCUGGGAAUUAUGGCACCACCACAACUUCUGCUUUACAAACCAGAACGACUACUGUGGCAACCACCACCACCACUACUUCCACCACUGUACAGUCUAAGGGGUUCCCAGCAUCACCUGUGCCAGGGCUUAACACACACAAGAACAACCCUGGCAGGAUUAGCACAACGGAACCCUACACCAGCCACAAGAGCAAUGGAAAAGAAGCCCGUCCACCUAAGAUAAUGGGAGACACUACAGGUCUGGCAGUCCAUCAGAUCAUCACAAUCACAGUGUCCCUCAUCAUGGUCAUAGCUGCUCUGAUAACAACUCUGGUCUUAAAAAAUUGUUGUGUGCAAAGUGGAAACACACGGCGGAACAGCCACCAACGCAAAAUCAAUCAACAGGAAGAGAGUUGCCAGAACUUGACGGACUUCACCCCAGCCCGUGUGCCCAGUAACCUGGACAUAUUCACAGCCUACAAUGAAACACUACAGUGCUCCCACGAGUGCGUCAGGACACCAAUGCCAGUGUAUACAGAGGAGAUGUUACACUCGCCCGGUGAUUAUAAAACAACCUUCAAUGGAAACAGACCCUCUUCUUCUGAUCGGCAUCUAAUUCCUGUGGCCUUUGUGUCUGAGAAAUGGUUUGAAAUCUCCUGCUGACUGGCCGAAGUCUGUUUUACUUCCUGGGGGCAGGGCAGACGCCAUGUGUCUAUUUCCUGGAUUCCAUUGGUGAACCUGUAAAAAAAAAAGGGUUACCUAUACCUACCAUUUCUGUUUACCAGUAGGAGACUCAAACAGCAGCACUCUAUGUGCCAAAUAUAUUUUUAUAAAAAUGAACACACCUGUAGGAAACUGCAUUUUCAAAGCGCGCAUUUAUGGGAAAAGAGAAAAAAAUGUGCAAGCAAAGAAGCCCAUGAAGAAAGAGGAACUUAAGACGAAAUAAAGAAAAGGACUGAACAUCUGGAGUUUGGGAUAUGGACUGUGAUUCUGAACCUGUGCCAAUAAUACCAUUAUGUGCCAUGUACUGAUCUGAAAGACUUCACAAGAAGCUGAAGCUAAGUGAAUUACACAUAGAAAUAUUAGAGAAAAUCGGGGUGGGGAAUCUCUUCUGAUAGAGUCAGUAUUUCUGGUUAAUAUACAUAUAUACAUAUAGAUAUAAAUAUAUAUAGAUACAAACACACACACACACAAACACAAACACUUUUUGUACUGUAGCAAUUUUUGAAAAUCUUAAAUAUUCAUUUUUAAAAAAUUGUGUCAUGGGUUACAAAUCUGAUUUCUUUAACAUUCUUAGUGUGAACUAAAUAAACUGAUGUUUUCUACUUUGGCAGCUUGCCUUUAAAACAUAUAUAUAUAUACACACACACACACACACAUAUUUGAAAUAAAUUUCCACUAGGGAACAAAUUAUUUGCCAGGCCCAAUAAACCAUUGCUCAUAGAGGAUUCCCUGAGAAGGUACUGAAACUCUGUUAAAGUGACAGUUCUCCUAUCCAUUGUAGAGUUGCCAGAGUGCUAGCAAGACCCAGAAGGGAUUAUGUUAGACCUAAAGAAGAAAUGUAUGGCAAUGGUCAUUUAUAUAAUCAGUUGGUUCUGACAGUUCUCAAAAGAAAGAGAAUGGUUAAUAGUAUUUGGGGCUGUUUUGAAACAAAAGCAGAAUUAAGAUGUGUUUUGAAUACAGUUAAAGUAUAGAUGCCUCUGGGCCAAAUUCGCAAAGUACAUUCCAGUUAUUGUGAAAUUUAAAAAAAAUCCCCAAAUUUAAACCACACAGGCAAGUAAUCUGUAGAAGAGCCCAUGAGCACGGCCCUUCAGAUACUUUCAGAUCUUAGCCCAGAAUUCAAGUAACAGCACUUCUAUGAAAUAGCAAGGAGCUAGAAGUGCAUUCUGUGUUUGGAGGGUAAAUUUAAAACCAGACUUCAUUCCAAAUUCCGUCUGAUACGAUUGAAGUGGCAUGGCUUCUGCUCCAUGUAAACCAUUGUGCCCUGGCCAAGAUUGUUGAUUUUACCACAAAGAAAAUAGCAUGAGUAAUUUUUGACAAAGACAAAUUCCCCCCUUCCAUUCCUCAGCCCCAGUCACUAGACAUUGCAUCUGUAAAGUCACCAAAGUGAUCAGCUCGCCAUAGCACUUUCUAGUUUAUGGUAAGACAUAUGAGGCUGAGAAGAUACACUGGACUGGACUGCUGAAAAUCUAAAAGCAGAGUCUGAAUGCUGCAUCAGCACCUGUAUCCAUUCAUUAAACAAUAAAUACUGAAGAAGCUUCACAGAAAUGAACAGUUGAAACCAGCAGCAAGGGUUACUCUCACUUUAAGCCAGGUAUAGGUGUUUUAGUGGUUGCCAAGGGAAAUUGAGUGGAGAACUUUUUUUACCUUUUGGAUUAAUGGAUCAAGAAGGAGCCUAGAAGGAAACCCUGAAAACAACUCUGAGUUUCCUCUGUUUUAUAGUGCCCUGACCCCUAUUUGUAUAUUUAUGGUGUUAUAUCUAGGGGCUGGCCAGGGACAAGUUUUAAACAUUACUCAGUUUGUUGGGAAAUGUAGGAGAAGGUUCCACUGUUGACACUAUUGUAUUUCACUCAUAUCAGUCUCAUCUUAUCAUGGCAAAUUAUGAAUCACCAUAUUACACGAAGCCACUGCAUUGAUGAUGGGUGAAGUAGCGUUUUACAGUCCUUGUUCCCUCGUGGAGCUGCAGAGUACUUCCCAAAACAGGCGGGCAAAUAUUCAGGCUGAUUUUUAAAUACAUUCACUGUGGCUGUGGCUCUGGGUAUGCCUCUUCGGUGUUUGCUUCCUGUGAGCUUGCGACUGAUGGUGUUUUGUUGCCACAAAGUGAAUUUCUAAGUCAGACAUGAGUACUCUUGGAGACUGAAUUUCAGAUUUCUGUGUGUGAUUAUUCAUGCCAGAAAAGCCUGCACUCUCAUCCUAUCAGAGAAGAAAAACAAUUCUGUGUGACUCCUUUGGCCAAUAACAACUAACCAACAUUGGACCUGAUCUAAAGCCCAUUGAAGUCAGUGGUGUCCUUCUGUUGACUUCCUUGGGCUUAGAUUAUGUCUGUAGCAUGAAUAGCAAAUGCUGAUAAAGAACUACACAGCCAGUAAAAAAGACCUCAAAUUAUUUUGUAUAAUGAAUAAAACUGAAUGAAUGUAUCAGUCUGCUCACAGAGAUUCCGCCAGCAGAAAAGGUGAAGGCAAAUUUCUUGCGAUAAAUUAUGCUUUUGCUUAAUCAGCUCCAGUCUCUUACUUUCUAAUAAUGUAUCACAUGAUCCUUUCAGUGUCCAUUCUCGGGAUAUUCUUUUUUGCUAAGGGUAAUACACUAUUUUGAACAUGUUGACCUAUGCACUAAAAUUUGCUGUUUUAACCUUUGCAGUAGGAUUGGGCUUCUGAUAAUUGGCAGUAGUGCAGCAGGCGGGGACAUGCUGGAUAGCUAGAUCAAACCCAAAGUUAAGUUUGGCUGUCAUCUUUAAAUACCAGGUGUGGGAACAGCUCCACCCCACUUACAGCCGCUGAUAUCUAUCCAGGGACUGCUUCUACAGAUUGACAGGUGUCCCGUUGUGUGCACACCUUGACAAUAACUGGCAACUCAUCAAGAUAGACUUUAGAAAACAGUUUUCAGAGGCUCCUCCUCUCCUUAAAAUCUGCCCCCCUCCCAUGCCUGAAAGAGGGCAUCCCCCAUUUCACAAAUUGCUUCUCAAAUUCCCAAGGCUUGUAGCUAAUUUUUUUAGAUAGUGGCAUCUGAAUCAUUUUAGCUGAAGCAUCCACCACAAAUAGUUAAUAUGACCUGACAUGUCUAAAAUACCAAACUCUGCUCUAGUGAUUCUGAUGUAAACCUGGAGUAACCAAUGAAAUAAAUGUCAAUGGAGUUACUCUACAUCAAGGUAAUUGAGAGCAGCUUUUUUAACCCAAAGCCCCUAAGUCCCCUUUCUAAACUGCUCUCUCAACGUUGGGCUUAUCCAGAGCUACAUCUAUAUGUAUACAUUAGGUACUAGACUCAAUUUCUGUAUUACAUUCAACAUUUAAUUAUUUUAGAAGAGAGUGAAAACACUCCUCAUUAUAUCAGGGGAUGGUGCACAUUGCACCUGUGAAACAUUAUAACUCAUGCAAUCGCUUGUCUUUCUAUAUUACUUUCUAUCCAUUUUUAAUGCACCUGUGUUUUUCUAAUCUGCUGCUGAUCUCUGGGAGGAAAUCUUCCUUGCCCUACUCCACCAGAACAUUUCUGGACCUGACUCAAAGCCCUUUGAAGACAUUGGAAAGACUCCCAGUGACUCUGAUGGACUUUGAUUCAUGCCCUACAUUCUUUUUCUCAGAAGACCCAGCCACUCUAGAGCCACUCUGGUGAUAUCUAUGAAAAGUAUAAUAGAAUUUUGUCAUUGUGCAUGAUGUUAUAUUUUUCCAUGUUAAAUUUUAUCUGCCAUUGUGCUGCUCAACAUUUAAUUGUCUACAUCCAGCUUAAGUUUCUCACUGUCCUUCACAGGUUUUAUAAAACAAUUAAUCAGCAAACUUCAUCAACUCAGCAUCCAUUUUCCCUAUGAAUAUUAACCCCCAAAGUAACCUAUUACUAACCUCUCUCCACUGUGUGCUGCCGCUAUACACUAGCAUUAUGUUUUAUAGAGCACCUAAUCAGUUUUUAUUCCAUGACAAAACUUUUCUCCUGUUACUAUGGUCAUUUAUUGCCUGAGGGCCAAAUUCUGAUCCUCUUAAGUUGAGUAAACACCAUUUGACUCCAAUGAGACUACUCACAGUCAGGCACUGUUCAGUAUGAGUUAGGGGAUCAGAAAUUUUCCCCUUAAUAAUAUUUUACGGGUGACUUCAGCAAAAUCUUUCAGAAAAUACAAGUAAAUUGUGCUCCUGUGUGACAUUAUCUGCUAACUAUUUCAAACAACUCCAAGGCUAGACAGACAUGUUAGAUUACAUAUACUUCCCCAAGUACUCUACUUUUGUGAUUAGUUAGACUCUUCUAUUGUAGCAGGGUGAAGUUUGCUGAUCUGUAAUUCCAGGAUCUCCCAGGGCUACUUUUUAAAGAACUUCACCCCUGAGCACCACUGAAGUCCCAUAUAUAGCCUGUUAAGCAGGAUUUAAGUGGUACACAGUCCUUGUUUCCUGUUCUCUAUACAGGGGAGAAUUUCACAUCAAAGGACUGAAGCACCUUCAACAAACUUCCCUUGGAAAUAUAAUGUACGUGUAUUCAGGGCUUUGCGUCCGUCUCUCCAAAACAUUACUGCCAACGGGGCAGAUCCUGUCUGACCUUUCUCCAGUCACCAGUGGAGUGUUACCCAUGCCACGUAACAGCCUGACGUCUACCUCCUACUAGGGUACGUCUACGCUACCCACCAGAUUGGCGGGUAGCGAUCGAUCUAUCAGGGAUCGAUUUAUCGCAUGUAGUGUAGACGCAAUAAAUCAAUCCCCGAUCGCUCUCCCGUCGACUGCUGAAGUCCAGCUUGGUGAGAGGUGCAAAGUAAGUAAUUUUAAUUCGAUCUAAGAUACAUCGACUUCAGCUACGCUAUUCUCGUAGCUGAAGUUGCGUAUCUUAGAUCGAUCCCCCCCAGUGUAGACCAGCCCCUACAUUCAAAUUCACUGAGGUGCUAUGCUCAUCCAGUGUGACAUCCCAGACAUAAUGAUGCAAGCAUUACAUUCAUGGAGGAGAGGCUAUGAACACACUAGAUUGCUUUAGUAGUGCAGAAAGCUUAAUUAAUAAGCAUAACUGACUACCCUGUUUUGAUUAAUAAUUCUACUAAUCAGCAUUAUUAUUUCUAUAUAUAUAUACGGGCCUCAUUCUCCUCUAGCUCACACUGGUGUAAAUCAGGAGUGACUCCAUUGGUGUCAGUGGAGUUACACCAGUAAAGCACCUUUAAGUGAGAUGAGACUGAGACCCCCCAGCAUGCACGCCUCAGAGUCCUACCCGAGUCUGUCAGCAUAUCACAACUUCCAUACAACGAGGGUUAAGCAGUCCUUAGCACCACCUAGUGCACUCAACAGACUGUAGAGGCACUGAUCACAAUUAGCGAUAUACCUAAUAAGCAACACUUUUUUUAAGCAAGCAGUUAAACCAAAACUUGCACGAUUAAUGUGAUUUUCGGGUGAUUACUUUGGUGCAAUCUGUUGAUUCAGUAUAUGGGGGCUUUUGUAUUUUACCAGUGUAAACAGUGCAGCCCUCAAAAACUAUCAAAACUCGCCAGCACAGAGUAUAUGAAUUUUCCUUCUUUGUUUUACUUAUAUAGCGUUGACCCUCUUUCAACUAUGAAGACUGUGUUUUGUACCUUUACCCAUUGAUCUUCUAUUUAUUUGUAUCUGUUGGCUGCACUGAGUAGUACUUGUGGGUAUUCCAAUGUAAUCCUAAUGGCAGUUUGACAUCAUAAAAUAUAUUUCAAAUCCCUUAUUCCAAAAUGUUUGAAGCAUUGUUAUGUAUUUUUACAUCUAUGGCGUUAGUCUGAACUAGACUGCAGGAAUAGAUUAUAGUAGGGAAUGGAGUGAACUUUGUAUCCCAUGUGCGGUAAGCCGGAGGGCCCAAACUCCCAUGGGAUAAUCAUCUAGAUAAGCAUCCACAAGAGAGAAUACCUUGGACCUCAGGAGACUCAAGUACGAUUUCAGAAGCCUUCCAUACAGUCUGCAAAGGGACAGAUUUGGUCACUGUGAGACCAGACAGUGGCAAAACAGAAAAUAAAACAACAUGCACAAACUUCCCUUAUUUGUAAGGACCAACAGCACUUGCACUUUAUCAAAAAAAUAUUCACAUCCCUAUGCAUGCUAAACAAACCAAUAAAGGGACCAGCCAUCAGACCUACUGGCAGGAGACAUAGAAUUCAAAACUGCAAAUACAAUGGUUCACCGUGCAGAAUUCUAAUGUCCUGGCCUUUUAUAUGUUCAACUAAAAAACAACAAAUUAGGUUUAAUUCAUUUCUUGUAUCUAAUGGAAGCCAAAAAAAAAAAAAGUAGAAUUAUAUGGCUGUGUGGAAUAGAUGCUUACCAAUUCUUUUUCUGUUACUUUAGAGAGAACAUGUUCCCCCACACUCUGUAUCUGAUGAUAGGAGUCAGCAGGUACAUUCCUCUGUUUAGAUUUACGUUAUGCCUUCAGCCAGAUUUCUCCAUGGGAAUCUUACAACAGCAGCAUGCCAUCAUCUUUCAAUGCUUCCCCUUUCUGGUGAGCACGUAGGCCACAUCCAGGGCUGGUGGUAAAUGGCAUAGUUCCAUUGACUUCAGCUGUCACUAGUGGAACAUCUGGCCCCAAAUCCUUUAGCGAUGAAGAGCCAAAUGCUUAUGCUAUAGAAUUACUUUCCUCAUGCGUGUAGUUCCACUGAGUUCAAUGGGACUUACUCCUGUGAGAAAACAUGGGGUGGAUGUUUGUAGGAUCAGGCCUAAGUAAGUAUUUAGUAUUGCAAUCAGAACCAAAUCCCUUUUCCAUAGGGUGGUGUGAUAUCCUGUACAUCAAAAUAGAGCACGAAGAUCCUGGACAUUUUAGUUUUAUUUACAUUUACUUGGGGCAAUAGCUUUUUCCACUCACGGGCAACCAAUGUCAGAGCAAGUCUCCUGUAAAUAUGCCUUAUAUUUCAAGGGAGAUAUGCUUUGCAACAAUGCCACGCUAUGGAAUAUGGGGUAUAUAUUUAUUGUGAAUAGACUUAUAGACACUAAAUGUCAAUAAACAACCAUAUAGAAUACUAAGACUAGAGUUCCAUCAAAGGGUUCUGCUGACACUCAAAACAGAAAGGAUGGGCUGCUUUUCAGCAGAACUCCAUGACAGAGUUCUGUUGCUGCAUAUGUGGGAUAUAUAAUAUAUAUAUGCAAACUUUAGAAUGUUUCUUUCUGGAAUUGUUUUCAGUUUACGUUCCCGGGCCUGAUUCUGCUAGGUUCUAAGCACUUACUGGACCCAGUUUGGAAAACUCCUUCUUCAAGUGAAUAGAGCUGAUUUCAGUGGGAUUGGAGAGAGCUCAGCACCUGGUGGGAGCAGGGCCCAUGUUCCCAGAAAGUCAUAACAAAGUACUACCAAUGUGAUGUCACAACAAAAUGUAUAGAUGGACAAGAGGUUUAGAGAGGCAGCACUCAAUGAGCAAGGGUUGGGAGUCAAAAACUCCUGACCUAAUCUCAGCUCUGCCAGAGACUUACUGAGGGAUUUGGGACAAUUCACUUAAACUCUCUCUCUGCCUCUUUUCCUUCACCUGUAAUAUGGAGGAUAACAACGCUUCCCAAAUCUACCUGGCAGAGGUGUUGUGAGCAUUAAUUAUCUGCUGUCUGUAUUCUGCUUUGAACAUGUUCAGCACAAUGUAAGUGCUAAGUAUUAUUAUGUCCAAUCAGUAGCACUGCACUAGGGAAUGCCUUGUUGUCUGCUGGUCUGCAGGCAUUCUCAGAGACCAUGGCAACAUUACAGAUAAGACACCCAUGGAUUGCAGUGAUAUCCAGAUAUGAGUACAACACAAGAUACAGGUUGUAAGCCAGAAGUAUGUGUAUUUCAUUACAUCAUAUACCCUGAGUGUGUCAUAUCCUUAAAAAUAUAGAUUUGAUUUUUCAUCUCAGUGCAUUGCAGAUAAUGCAGUUCAAACAAAGAACUGUGGUGUUUGUCAUGCCAGACAAUUUCAGUUCACCUCUUUCAGUUUCCAUUCAGUUCAUUUUAUUUGACAAAGAACAAACAAAUGCACUACAACAAUUAAGUUGCUAUAGGAUUCCAAAAUUUGCAGCAAUCUACUCUCUCCCUAGUGCAUGUGACUCUCUCUCAGUAAAGGUAAGAGGUCGGAGUCAGAGGGUUACAUACACCAGGAAGCUGCCAGUCCUUUUGCCCUGAAGCUAAACCUGCAACAUGAACUUACUCUAAGGUUCAGAACAGUUUGGUUCAUUUUUUGUACCAAAUCCAUAUCCAGGCCUUUUCCUGACAAUUGUAACAGAUGUGAGCUGGGACUAGUUGCAUCAGGAGAUGUUUGAAGGACCAGAGCCCUCUUUUUUACUUGCUCAGAAAAAGCUCCCAUGGACUUCAGUGCGGAUUUUCCCCCAGUAAGGACUGAGCAAAAAUUUAGGAAGAACUUCAGGACCUGGAGCCUGUUCUAAAGUUCUCUAAGUCAAUGGGAGUCUUUAGAUCAGGAUUUUUGACCAGGCCCAAGGCUCUCUUAUCUGCUGGUGUUAUCUGGAAAUAGAAGGCAACUCAUGCUUGUACUUCCAGCCUCAUUUCCAUGCCAGACAGAGUCAGACAAGCAUCCAGUCUUUUGGCUGCUUAUCCAGAACAUUGCCAAUCACUAGUGGGAGAACACUUAAUUCCUUAAUUUAUUGCAAACUGAAUAUUUUCAAAACAACUGGUGUUAGCAUCACUUGGAAAGAUGUGCAUCUUUCAGCAAUGGCGAGAUUUGGGUAAAUGCUGAUGUGGUUUUAUUGUUCUCCAGCCAAAGUGAAAAAUAAUUGUCUUCAUUGAGCAGCAUCUUUACAAAUAUCCAGAUAUCUCCUUGUACCUUAAAAUAUGGCCAUUUCUCCCACCACAUCUGCCCAGUUGGCAAAAUGGCUCAAACAGUCUGAAAUAUUAUUUUAAAGAUUUGUUUCAGUUUACUUCUUUUCCACUGGCAGUUUGUUCUGAAGGAGUGCAAUGGAGCUAAAAGAUUAGUCAAACAGUAAAUAUUCUACAUAUUAUAUAUAUAAUCCACUCAUGUCCUUCAUAUAUAAUGCAGUUGGAAAAUUCAUUCAACCAGAUAUGAAAUAUGCAAGAGAUUUGCAAACCAGUAAGAAAUCCCUCCCCAUUUUAAAAGCCCAACUGGGGUCCAGUUUAUACUGCAGAAGUCACAUGAUGCUUCCCGCACACUCUUUCUUAUUUGCAACAUUUGUAGACACGUACUUAAUAUAUGUGUGGAAAAAAUAUAUCUUGCACAAAACAUACACUAAGGGCACAGUUUUCUGAUCAAGAUGAUUUUAGGUUCAGAGGGGUUUAUUUUUUAUUUUUAUGUAUUAAUUAUUAUGAUUAUUAUUGCUUUAUUAGCACAUGUACAAAAAAGUUUACAGUUUAUCUUCAUUUUUGCCAAAAAAAGUCUAAUGUAAGGAAUCUUUUACUUGGUAACCACAAUUUUACAUAUGGAAUACCUCGUGUUAUUUUUCUGCAAAAAUUAUAUACCAUAUGUGGAUAUACACCCACCCAACUACACACACUUACACACACACACACAUUAUCUACAUGCACACACACAUAAACUCACAUACAUGUACGUAGUGUAUCAGUCUUAACGGCUUUAAACCGUUGUGUCAGUUUAAUGUUGUACUAUCCUUUUCUAAGCAUAUCAUGGCCAUAUUACUAAUAAUAAAUGACAAUGGGUUUUUGGAGGGAGUCGAAUGGCUGUGAUUCCAUACAGGUGAACUAUUUUAUCCAAGAGUGUUUUUUAAUUUGUUUCUGUAUUUCAAAGCUAUGUACUUGGAAAGCACUGUAUAUGCGACCCUAUUACAAUUUCCCUGUGUAUAUUUAGUACUCUGAUGUUGCUAUUAAAAAAACAAGAUGAGAAAAAAAAAA